Messenger RNA from Stylophora pistillata, 1397 nucleotides. Its product is annotated as somatostatin receptor type 5-like. Gene Ontology annotation, biological process: G protein-coupled receptor signaling pathway. Gene Ontology annotation, cellular component: plasma membrane. Lineage: Eukaryota; Metazoa; Cnidaria; Anthozoa; Scleractinia; Pocilloporidae. The record is from RefSeq and is a predicted model, not a curated record. Gene Ontology annotation, molecular function: neuropeptide Y receptor activity.
AAUGCCGGGGAACUUUUCUGCUCACACGAGCCUCUACAGUUCAGCAUCAUCUUUCAAUGUAACGUUGGUUGUUCUUUACGUAACGAUAGUACUUGUAGGCUUGAUAGGGAACAGUUUAGUCGUCGCCAUAGUAUUUAAAACAAGGUCUAUGUUCACUUCGACAAAUAUUUUACUGGCCAAUGUUGCUGUUGCCGACAUCGUGUCUCUGUUGUGGUGUCCGAUUCCUCUGAUAGCAGGCCUUUGCAAAGUACGAAUAUCUCCAGAAACUGCACACUAUCUGUGUAAAUUUUUCACAAGCUACUCAGUUACCGGUUUGACUGUUUCAGUGACAUAUCAGAGUUUGGUGGUGUUGGCUGUGGAGAGGUACCAUGCGAUUGUUAAACCAUUCAGCAAUACACUCAUGCUAACUAAUCAUCGUAUGUUCUGUGCUCUUUUAGCUAUCUGGAUCGUAGCUAUCAUUUGUUCCCUGCCUGGAUUUAUUUUCAGCGAGUACGAUGAAAAGCUUGGACGGUGCCUGGAUCCCUGGACUCUUGAGAAAGCUGGCACGUUGAGGUGGAUCGCCAUCACAACUCUCACUGCAUCUGUUUUCUUCUUUGGUGCUUUGUUUUACUGCUAUUUUCAGAUUUUAAGAGGAAUCUUUGUGAAUAAAACUGUUUGCUCAACAGAGGUUGCCUCAAUGAGGCAAUCUAACUUGAAAGACAAGCGAAGACUUGCUAUAAUUUCCUUGACUGUAACGGUGGCAUACCACUUGUGUUAUCUGCCUUUCUUGAUUUUUGAGCUGUACAUAACCUUUCAAAGUCAACUGAAAAUAUUGGAGAACUACGAAGAGCUGUAUAAAGUAUAUCGAAUAGUUGGGUUUAUCAUGUACGUGAACUCAAUGCUGAAUCCGUUUGUUUAUGGCUUUCAGAGUUCGAAUUACCGAAAUAAUUUCAGAAGACUUUUCUUCAGAGGAUCUCCCAGGGUAGAUGUCAGAAUGACUUCGAAUUUCGGGCAAAACCCGCCUUCGACGGUGUUUUCCGCAGAAAAAUGAUUCAUUCUCCUCCUUAAAAAGGCUUUGAUCGACCACAACAUCUUAAUGACUGAGUUGCGAAAACUAGAGGUUGAUCCAGCGCUCAUCAGUUGGAUCGCGACGUCAGGCUAACCGACAGACAGCAAGCUGUAAGAAUAGGUACAACACUAUCAGAUUGGAAAUUCCUCAAGGGAGGUGUGCCGCAGGGAACUAAAUUACGAGUGAUACUUUUCACAAUAAUGACAAACAAUCUUUUAGCUGAUUGGCACUUGAGAGUCAAGUUUGUGAAUGACACGUCUGCCAUAGAAAUACUACCCAGGAACUCUAUCAGUCUGCUCAAUACGAUCGUUUCUUGUAUCUUUACAGAAACGUUACUACCUGUAGAACG